GCGAAGGCAGGUGAGUUUCUGGCUGCUGCCGGCGGGUGCAGGGGCUGGGCCUCUCCGAGCUGGGGCGACCCCAGCCCAGCUCCUGGCCGGCGGGGGCCUGGCCCUGCCCAAUGCGCUAAACGCCGCGGCCAGGCUCCCUGCCAGAGGCCUCGCGCUCCAGCCCAGCACGGCGGCUGUCGACAGAGAAUGUGGAGAUCGGCUGCUGCUCACGGGUGUUGCUGUCCGCAGAGCCCUCUUUUAGAAAAACAAACCCGAAUGAAAUGAUGUGAUUGAUAGCUGAGGCUGAGAGGAAACAGCAAAGCUGGCCGUGAGCGAGCUGCUGGAGCUGCUGGUGGGCCCGUGGGAGUGCAUGUGCGGUAUCUCCGCCCGGGCUGGCGUUCCCAGUGAGACCAGGCCAGAAUGGGGGACUCCAGGGACCUUUGCCCUCACCUUGACUCCAUAGGGGAGGUGACCAAAGACGACCUGCUGCUCAAAUCUAAGGGAGCCUGUCAGUCGUGCGGUGUUUCUGGGCCGAACCUGUGGGCCUGUCUCCAGGUGGCCUGUCCCUACGUUGGCUGCGGAGAAUCCUUCGCCGACCACAGCACCAUCCAUGCGCAGGCACAAAAGCACAACCUGACCGUGAACCUGACCACCUUCCGGGUGUGGUGUUAUGCCUGCGAGAAGGAGGUGUUCCCGGAGCAGCGGCUGGCAGCUCCCCUGCCGGCCGCCUCACCCCGACUCUUUGAGCAGGACUCUCCGCUGCCCUCGCUCCCUCUGAAAGCCGUCCCCAUCGCCGUGGCCGACGAAGGGGAGUCCGAGUCAGAGGACGAUGACCUGAAACCUCGAGGCCUCACGGGCAUGAAGAACCUGGGGAACUCCUGCUACAUGAACGCCGCCCUGCAGGCCCUGUCCAACUGCCCUCCGCUGACCCAGUUCUUCCUGGAGUGUGGCGGCCUGGUACGCACGGACAAAAAGCCCGCUCUGUGCAAGAGUUACCAGAAGCUGGUGUCCGAGGUCUGGCACAGGAAGCGCCCAAGCUACGUGGUUCCCACCAGCCUGUCCCACGGGAUCAAGUUGGUCAACCCGAUGUUCCGAGGCUACGCCCAGCAGGACACCCAGGAGUUCCUGCGCUGCCUGAUGGACCAGCUGCACGAGGAGCUCAAGGAGCCGGUGGUGGCGGUGGCCGCGGCCCUGACGGAGGCCCGGGACUCGGAUCUGAGUGACUCCGACGAGAAGAGGGAGGGCGACCGGAGCCCGUCAGAGGACGAGUUCCUGUCCUGUGACUCCAGCAGCGACAGGGGCGAGGGCGGCGGUCAGGGCCGGGGUGAGGGCGGCUCGGCCGAGGCGGAGCUGCUGAUCGGCGAUGAGGCGGGCCGCGCCAUCUCGGAGAAGGAGCGGAUGAAGGACCGCAAGUUCUCCUGGGGCCAGCAGCGCACGAGCUCAGAGCAGGUGGACGAGGAUGCGGACGUGGACACCGCCCUUGCCGCCCUUGACCCCCGGCCCCCAGAGGCUCAGCCCCCAUCGCCACGGUCCGCCAGCCCCUGCCGAACACCAGAGCCUGACAAUGAGGCCCACAUGCGCAGCGUGUCCCGGCCCUGCAGCCCCGUCCACCACCACGAGGGCCACACCACGCUGGCCAGCAGCCCUCCUCGCGCGAGCCCCGUGAGGAUGGGGCCGGCCUACGUGCUCAAGAAAGCCCAGGGGCCGAGCACGGGCAGCCGGCGGCGGAAGGAGCAGCGCUACCGCAGCGUCAUCUCCGACAUCUUUGACGGCUCCAUCCUCAGCCUCGUGCAGUGUCUCACCUGUGACCGGGUGUCCACGACAGUAGAGACAUUCCAGGACCUGUCCCUGCCCAUCCCGGGCAAGGAGGACCUGGCCAAGCUGCACUCGGCCAUCUACCAGAACGUGCCGGCCAAGCCGGGCUCCUGUGGGGACAGCUACGCCGCCCAGGGCUGGCUCGCCUUCAUCAUGGAGUACAUCCGACGGUUUGUGGUAUCCUGUACCCCCAGCUGGUUUUGGGGGCCGGUCAUCACCCUGGAAGACUGCCUCGCUGCCUUCUUUGCUGCGGAUGAGCUGAAGGGUGACAACAUGUACAGCUGUGAGCGGUGCAAAAAGCUGCGCAACGGGGUCAAGUACUGCAAGGUGCUGCGGCUGCCCGAGAUCCUGUGCAUCCACCUGAAGCGCUUCCGGCACGAGGUGAUGUACUCGUUCAAGAUCAGCAGCCACGUCUCCUUCCCCCUCGAGGGCCUCGACCUGCGCCCCUUCCUGGCCAAGGAGUGCACGUCCCAGAUCACCACCUACGACCUCCUCUCGGUCAUCUGCCACCACGGCACGGCGGGCAGCGGCCACUACAUCGCCUACUGCCAGAACGUGAUCAACGGGCAGUGGUACGAGUUCGAUGACCAGUACGUCACCGAGGUCCACGAGACGGUGGUGCAGAGCGCUGAGGCCUACGUCCUCUUCUAUAGGAAGAGCAGCGAGGAGGCCGUGCGGGAGCGGCAGCAGGUGGUGUCCCUGGCCGCCAUGCGGGAGCCCAGCCUGCUGCGCUUCUACGUGUCCCGGGAAUGGCUCAACAAGUUCAACACCUUCGCCGAGCCGGGGCCCGUCACCAACCACACCUUCCUCUGCCCCCACGGAGGCAUCCCGCCCAACAAGUACCACUACAUCGACGACCUGGUGGUGAUCCUGCCCCAGAACGUGUGGGAGCACCUGUACGGCAGGUUUGGGGGCGGGCCUGCUGUGAACCACCUGUACGUGUGCUCCAUCUGCCAGGUGGAGAUCGAGGCGCUGGCCAAGCGCAGGCGGAUUGAGAUCGACACCUUCAUUAAGCUGAACAAGGCGUUCCAGGCCGAGGAGUCGCCCGGCGUCAUCUACUGCAUCAGCAUGCAGUGGUUCCGCGAGUGGGAGGCCUUUGUCAAGGGCAAGGACAACGAGCCCCCCGGCCCCAUUGACAACAGCAGGAUCGCGCAGGUGAAAGGCAGCGGCCACAUCCAGCUGAAGCCGGGCGCCGACUACGGGCAAAUCUCCGAGGAGACCUGGGCCUACCUGCACAGCCUGUACGGCGGCGGCCCCGAGAUUGCCAUUCGGCAGAGCGUGGCCCAGCUGCCGGACCCCGACAGCCUGCACGGGGAGCAGAAGAUCGAAGCCGAGACCCGGGCCCUGUGACCUCCGGGCCGCUCUGUGAGCCCCUCCUCCUUCUUAGAGACCCUCUCGUGUCCCUGAGCCUGGGCCCUGAGCCUGGGCCCUGAGCACACCUCCAGGAGGCGCUGGGAGGACCUGGCUGGGCCCGGCCUGUGCCCUCCUCCCUGCAGAGGGCGUUUGCGCUGCGGGGCCCAGGUGUGUGAGAGGCAGAGUGUUAGGUCCCAGUGAGACGCUGGGACGGGAGCCACCCCCUCGGGCUGGUCCACACCACGGUCAGCGGCGUUUACUCGGGUCUUCGUCCUGGACGUGCCCACAUGUCCCUGUCGUCGGGUCCCCAACCUGCCUCCCGCCAGCGGAGGCCUGGUUUUUGUCCCGAGUUCUCAGCGGCGUGGCUUUGGGACAGAGGGCCGGAGAGGCUGCGGCUUUGUGGGCAUUUCCCACGGGUGCCUGGUCCAGCCCCCGAGGCCCGCGGCAGAGGCAGAGCAGAGCCGAGUGCCCGCCUCACCCCGCACCUCCUCGUGGUCAGAGAGGCUCCGAACCCUGGGCGCUGGGACUCGAGGGGCUGUGUCCGGAGGCAGCUGGCCCCCGCACCCCCCCUGUGCUGUGAGCCGCCCCCAGUGGCUGGACUCUGAGAGAGAAGCGCUCCCUCCCGCACACGCCCAGCUGCGCAGGCCUCGGCUGGAGGUGUGGCCCGGGCAGCUGGCACACGGAGCGUGUUCUGGAUGCUGAGUGAGGCCACUGUGCCCUGACCUCCAAGCACAGCUUCCAUGGAGGACGCAGCUGAGCCUGAUGCUCACCUUGUUGGGCCAAAGUGAAGUGGGGGGAGGGAGGGUCCUGGGACCAAAGCCCCCAAGUACCGUGGACUUCAGUCUCGAAGCGGCAGAUGUGGCGGAAGUCCCAGCGGGCAGAGCCCUGUGGCUCAGGCCUGCGACCUUGUUCUCCAGGACCUGGGGCCUUCCCCAGGCGAUCACAGAGCAGCCCCGUUGGGUGUGUGGGCGCUGCUGCUGCACCGCGGGGACGCCAGCACGGAGCUUCCGCGGUGCGGGCUGGAAGCUGGCCCACGUCUGCGCCGUGUAGUCUGUGUGCGAGACGCAUAAUAAAUCCACCCGCGUUCCCCACA
Myotis myotis is the source of this 4240-nucleotide messenger RNA. It is a transcript of the gene USP20, whose product is annotated as ubiquitin specific peptidase 20. Bases 400 to 3144 code for a protein of 914 amino acids. The record is from RefSeq and is a predicted model, not a curated record. Gene Ontology annotation, biological process: protein deubiquitination. NCBI's taxonomy places the organism in Eukaryota, Metazoa, Chordata, Mammalia, Chiroptera, Vespertilionidae. The transcript is spliced from 26 exons. Gene Ontology annotation, molecular function: cysteine-type deubiquitinase activity; zinc ion binding.